Molecule: messenger RNA, 510 nt
Organism: Aspergillus sclerotioniger CBS 115572
Lineage: Eukaryota; Fungi; Ascomycota; Eurotiomycetes; Eurotiales; Aspergillaceae
Product: GNAT family N-acetyltransferase
Exons: 1
Coding region: 1-510 (169 amino acids)
Molecular function (GO): N-acetyltransferase activity
Source: RefSeq, a predicted model, not a curated record
AUGAAUCCAGAAACAACUCAACCGUAUACCCUCCGCCACCAUCGCCCAGGCGACAUAGGAUGGAUCAUCCACCGCCAUGGCAUCCUCUACGCACAGGAGUAUGGGUGGACCGAGCGCUUCGAGGCCCUCGUCGCCGGGGUUACUGUGGAUUUCAUCGAGCAUUAUGACACCACCUGUGAGCGCUGCUGGAUUGCCGAACGCGAUGGAGAAUUUCUUGGUUGUGUCAUGUUGGUCAAGGAUCGGACGUGUGAUUGCGGCAAUACAGCCAAACUUCGUCUUCUGCUUGUCGAGCCGAGCGCACGAGGGCUGGGACUGGGGCGGGCUUUGAUCCGGCAAUGUACCGAGUUUGCGCGCGAGGCAGGUUAUGCGCGCAUACAGCUGUGGACGAAUGGUGUUUUGGCAUCGGCACGACGGCUGUAUGAGCGAGAGGGAUAUCGGCUUGUGUCAUCGGAGGCAGAUGACAAGUUGGGCUUUCAGUCGGUAGGGGAGUAUUGGGAACUAGGUCUUUGA